Molecule: messenger RNA, 2273 nt
Organism: Mercurialis annua (annual mercury)
Lineage: Eukaryota; Viridiplantae; Streptophyta; Magnoliopsida; Malpighiales; Euphorbiaceae
Product: mediator of RNA polymerase II transcription subunit 17
Exons: 8
Coding region: 34-2064 (676 amino acids)
Biological process (GO): regulation of transcription by RNA polymerase II
Cellular component (GO): mediator complex; core mediator complex
Molecular function (GO): transcription coregulator activity
Source: RefSeq, a predicted model, not a curated record
CUAAAACUUACCGUCAAAAUAUUUUCCGGGAAAAUGAGUGAACGGGAAAUGGAAGGGAAAGGAGUAGAAAUCUCACUGGACAAGCUUCCUGUCAAACGUCUAGACUCAAUCGAAGAGAACGGCGUCGAACGCUUCCCUACUGAUAUUGGAUAUGACGAGAAGAGAGUUUCAUUGAUUCGGCGAAUAGAUUUUGCUUGGGCGGUAGAGAAAGAAGAAGAUGACGAAAAGAAGAAGAAUAAGAUUAAGAAGAAGCAGAAGACGAGCUCUAAAGAAACCUCGUCUGCCACACAGUGGCCGUGGCAAAGUAUGAUGGAGAAUUUGCAGUUGGCUCACCAGGAACUUUCUGUUAUUAUUGAUCUUAUCAAUACUGUGGAAGCUAAUGAUGCUGUAACAGUGGCUAGUAUGACUAGGCCAAAGCUAUUACCCAAUGAGCAUCUGGCUGACCUUGCCGUGUCUACAGCAACAAAGCUACAAAGCUACCGACAUCUUGGUAAAUAUUUUAAGCAGUCUGCAAAAGCUUUGGAACAGCAGAUUGCAAGGGAAGCAAGAUUUUAUGGCGCUCUGAUCAGAUUGCAGCAAAACUGGAAAGUUAAACGGCAGCGCAUGGCAGCAUCUGCUCGCAGCAAUGAAGGCUUCACCUUUGAUCUAUUUGAUAAUUUGUUUUAUGAUUCGGCAUCUCUAUUUCGCUCUUCUUCUCUAUCUACAAUUCGCAUUGACCAUGACUCAGCUGGCAUGCUUGCUAUAAAUUUACCUCCGAACUCCUGCCGGUCUCUUCGUUUUGGUUUUCUUGGUGCAGAAUCCGAUGACAAUGUAAAGAAAUCCAUUAAAAGUAAAAGUUCACGUAUAGCUGAUCAUUCAUCAAAAGAAGGUGACAUAGAGUCUCUAAGUGAUAAUGAAUGUGUGAAAGCAACACAUUCACUCCUUCGUGAAGUUCAUCAAGCAAUCUUUGAUGAGCAGGUGUUUGACAUGGUGAACCGCGAAGCCUUCAGCCAACCAUUAGGACUCAAUGUGACCGGAAUUCAAGAAAAUUACCUACAAUUGAGCAUAAAUCCAGGAACUUCUAUUUGUAUAUCACUUGUGCCAUCUAAUGGGGAUGAUCAAGUCUCUGAUAGUGGAGGCCACCAAAGCUCAGAAUCUGGUUUACCUUUAGAUUCAUUAGAUGGAGUAAAUUUACCAGAAGAAACUCAUGACUUUCUCAAGAAGAAAUCGAUCUUUCCUAACUGGAUCACUUAUGAAAUAUAUCUUCAACAGAUUUUUCAUGAGCAUGUGUUUAUAAGAGCAAACAGGCUCCUUUCCAUUGGCGCCCGUGUAUCUGGUCAACCGUCAAAAGAUGGGCCUGGCGUUCUUGGUCAUUUCUGCAUGUCUGUGGCUCACAGAAUCUUUGCAAACAAAGUUCUUAUGGAGUUAGAAAAUGUGGUUUGUAAGGUCCCAUAUGUUCAUUUAAUAAGCCAUCCCACUUGGCAUUCUCGUACAUCUUCAUGGACGAUACUUAUGAAGGUUCCUCAGUUCACUCUCCAUGCAAAUUCUCAACCCCGAACAUCUGAUACCAAAAGCGUGAAGAAUGAUAUCAAAAAGGAGUUUCGAUCUAAGAUUGUGGUAAAUGACGAUUGCAUCUCUGUAGAAGCAGAAGGUGCUCCUAAUGUUGUUGGUCUAUUCAAGGGCAGUUCUGAUGACGUAUGUUCUAUGAACAAGUAUGAUUGUGACUUGGCUGAUCUUCCUGUAAUAAUUCUGCAGCAGGUUGCUAGCCAGGUUAUCCGCUGGCUUCACGAGGAAGCUCUUUCAGUGGGAAUGAAAGCAAAACGUGGUUUUCUAUGCUUGUCGUUUGAGUUGGAGCAGGGUGAAGUACUGAGCCUUGUGGCACAUGUGGACCCCGAAGAUAGUGAAGGAUGCAUAUCGUGGUGGAUGUCUAUGGAAGACAGUUUUGCAGAAGAGAGGAAAGUUCGUAUGGACAUUGCAGACGAAGCAUCCGAAUACCGGAAGUUCUUGGGGUACCUACCUCUCGAUGUAUUAUACUCGACGCUGAUGGAUCUAGUUAGUUUGUGCAGCGGAGGUGCGAGCCAUUGACAAAAAAAUACCAUCUUCUUUGUGCACUUCUUACUUGAAGGUCAGACUGUAAUCUGUAUCAAACUAAAUUAUAACCUUCUGUUUUACAUCUAUGCUUUGAAUUAUAUUUCUGUUAAUAUCUGAAACAGUUUUUGUGUAAAUUUUCACAGCUGAUUUUGUACAUUAAUUUCUUUUAUGAGCCAGAAAUUUUGUAGGACAGUUCAAGUUUA